Messenger RNA from Brugia pahangi, 4269 nucleotides. Lineage: Eukaryota; Metazoa; Nematoda; Chromadorea; Rhabditida; Onchocercidae. The record is from the annotation of a GenBank genome assembly.
AUGUCUCAAUUAAAAUUACUGAUGUGGAAAAAUUUCCUUCAACAAAUUCGAUCGCCAAUAUUUACUACAUUAGAAUUUAUUGUUCCAUUAUUAUUAAUUGGUAUUACAUUUGGCUUAAUGAUUGCGCUACGACAUAAAUAUGAACUUUCACAUCCAUCAACAACAUAUAAACCAUGGAUAAUUCAAGGAUCAAUUAUUGAUUUAAUUAUACCACCUGAUUUCUCACAAAUAUUUGUUGAUACCAUUGUUGAUACACAAUAUAUAAUAAGUGGUAAAACAAUUAAUGAUGAUUGUAUAUUUUUGAAUAUAACAAGACAGUCAAAUGAUAGUAAUAUUCUAGCAAAUAUUGGUUUGGAAAUUGUUUACACACCAACUAAUCCUGCGAUUGAUGAAAUUAUGCAAAUUAUUCAGGAACGAUAUACCACUUCGGAUAUAUUUGAACAAUUAGAAAAUGAUGUAUUAUUUGGAGAGCUUGAUAUCAUGAAAAAAAUUGAUCCAAAUAUGAUGAUUAAAAUAUCUUCUACAACAAAACUUACACCUAAAAAAAAUGAGGAAGAAUUGGUAAAGUAUAUUAUGAGUUCAUUGUCAGAAGUACGAUGCAACAAUCCGAUCAUUGGUGGUAUUGUUUUUGAUGAAAAUUUUGCUAAUUCUGUCAAUUCAACCGAUACAAUUAGUUAUUCAAUUCGAUUAUCAAAUACCAAACGUCGUUAUCAGCCAUUAUUAAGUACUUUAUUACCAUGGAAUACUGAAAUUAAAUUCGCUGUACCAAUUCGUAUUGGACCAUUGCAUAAAUUCAAUCCAAGUGGUGGAAAUCCUGGUUAUUGGCAAGAAGGUUUUUUAACAUUACAAAAAGCAAUUGAUGUUGCCAUUCAACAAUAUUUAUCAAAUACAACCAAUAAUUCUAUCUUAAUGCUUCAACGCUUCCCUUAUCCAUCUUAUAAAAAUGUUAUCAUUGAACUUGGCGUCUACUUCUUAUCAACUGUUGUUGUAUUUUCCUUCCUAAUUAAUGUUGUUUAUAUUACACGAACAAUUGUAACUGAGAAAGAAACUCAAAUGAAGUCUUAUAUGAAAGUAAUGGGCUUAUCACAAUGGAUUCUAUGGCUUUCCCAUUUUAUAAGUAAUCUUAUCAAAUUAUCAAUAAAUGUGAUUAUCUUAUCUGCACUUUACUACGUUGUUACACCAAAAAGUGAUCCUACCAUAGCAUUUGUCCUAUUUAUGCUUUACGCUUUUAACGUAAUAUACGUGGCAUUCGCUGCUUCAGCUUUUCUUCAUUCCGGUGCUGCUGCAAUGCAAAUUAUACCAUUUAUAUGGGUUGUAUUGUAUGGAUGGCAUUUACUCUUUAAUGUUAAAGAUUUAAUUUCACCUUUCUCACCUUCUAUUCGUUUACUAAAUGCAUUAAAUCCAGAUAUUGCUCUUACCUAUGCAUUAGGUUUUAUGUGUCAACAUGAAACACUCGGUUCGGGAGCAUCAUGGUCUCAGUUAUUUGUCAAUCCAACACCAGAUGAACCUCUAACAUUAGGCCAUUUCCUUUUGAUGCUUAUCAUUGAUGCUACUAUCUUUGCUAUCAUAACUUGGUAUGUUGAAGCGGUAAAUCCUGGUUUUGAUGGAGUACCACAGAAACCGUAUUUCUUCUUGCAACGAUCUUAUUGGUUCGGUAAGAAUAAAAUUGAAAAUUUGAAUACAAAUAUUCAAACUAACUUCAAUGAUUCACCAAACGUUGAUUCAUCAUUUAUUGAAAUUGCACCAAAAACUUUGCGUGCUGCUGUGGAAAUUAUCGAUUUGUGCAAAACUUAUGAAAAACCAUUUUUACAUCGAUUACUUUAUUGUAAUUUUACAAGAAAGAAAACAAAAGCUGUGAAUCAUUUGUAUACAAAAAUUUAUUCUGGCCAAAUAACAGUUUUACUAGGACAAAAUGGUGCCGGUAAAAGUACUAUAUUUUCAAUUCUUACAGGUGUACGACAGCCAAGUAGUGGUACAGCUUAUAUUGAAGGCUAUGAUAUUCGCAAAGAACUAUCAGAAAUUCAAACUCGACUUGGAUUUUGUCCACAAUAUAAUAUUAUUUUUGAUUGUUUAACAGUUAUGGAACAUUUGCAAUUCUUUUGCAAGUUGAAAGGACGUUGUUGGCAAAUGAAAGAAGCAAAUGACAUUUUGAAAAGACUAAAGAUUGAUCAUAAAGCAAAUGUUUAUGGACAUUAUCUAUCUGGUGGCCAAAAGCGCAAAUUGUCAUUGGCAAUUGCGCUUAUUGGUUGUUCUGAGGUUAUCUUGUUAGAUGAGCCAACUUCCGGAAUGGAUCCGGAUUCACGCCGUGAAACUUGGUCAUUACUUCAGGAUGAAAAAAAAAGGCGUACAAUACUACUUACAACACAUUAUAUGGAUGAAGCGGAUAUUUUAGGUGAUCGAAUAAUAAUAAUUGCUUAUGGUGAAUUACAAUGCAUUGGUUCAGGAUUAUUUUUAAAAAAAAAAUUUGCUGGUGAAUAUCGAUUAACAAUAUUAUACAAUGAAAAUAAAAAAGUCGAUGAACAUGCUAAAAUAGUUUUGAAAACAUUAGCAUUACUUCGAGAAUUUAUUCCCGAUGUAAUCAUUCAUUCAUCAAAUGGUUUUGAAGUGACAUUUUUGUUGCCAGCAGAUCAACGAUAUAUCUUUCCAAAUUUAUUUCAACAAUUAGAAGAAAAUACAAAUUUACUUGAAAUUAGUACAUUUGGUGUAUCGGUGGCUACAAUGGAAGAAGUUUUUUUGAGGGUAUGUCAACGUGCUGCUGAAAAAUUGCUAUCUGUACAAGACAGCGAUAUUCCGGAAGAUAAAAAACAUCAGUUUGAUGUUUCCGAGCUCAAAUAUGAAACUCAUUUACAAGGUUAUUCAUAUUAUCGACAACAUUUUCGCGCAAUGUUUCACAAACGUUUUGCAUAUUUCUUCCGGAAACGAACAUUUUUCCUACUUGAAUUAUUGUUUCCCGCUAUUUGUAUGUUACUUAUCAUGGAGGCCUGUAUGAUGAUACCAGUACCAAAAGAGCAACCUAAGCUUCCCAUUAAUUUUCAACCAUAUUAUAGUGGCGCCACUGACGCUAACAUAAACGUUAGAAAUAUAAAAGCAGCAUAUUUUCAACGAAAUCUUUCCGAAGUAAUACAAGAAGCAGCCACUCUAAAUGUUAUGCAUAAAUAUCCGUUUCAAUUAACUAUCACUGAUGAUAUCAACAAAGAAUUGAUUGAAAGUUUGGAUCAACAAAAAGAUCGUGGCUUUGGCUUACAUAAUCCAGUUGCAUAUAAUUAUUAUAACAAUUUAUUUGCUCACGAUUGGCUCAUCGCAAUGUUUAAUAAUUAUGCAUUACAUUCUCCGCCAUUAGCAGUUAAUCUCGCUGAUAUAGCAAUUAUAAGUAAAAGUAUUCAACGUAAUAUCUCCAUACAGGUCAGCAAUCAUCCAUUACCUCCAGCAGCUACAGAUACACUCAAAAGUCAAGAUGUCAUCAAUCAAGCAGCGUUGACAAUUGGUUUUGCAGCUAUUAUGUCACUAAGCGCCGUGGUUGCAAGUUUUAUUAACUUUAUCAUUUAUGAGAGAACCACGAAAUCCAAGCAUAUGCAGAUAAUGUAUGGAUUACGACAUUGGACAUAUUGGUUGACAGCAUUUCUAUGGGAUAUCACAGUUUUUCUCAUACCUGCAACACUUUGCAUUGCUGUCUUUUUUAUAGCUGAUAUAAAAGAAUUUACAACUCGCAGUACGGUGACACUAACAGUAUAUGUGAUUAUGUUACUAUAUGCCUGGGCUGAAUUACCAUUUAUUUAUUUGUGUUCAACGAUGUUCAAAUCACCAACAAAUGGCAAUGCUACCAUAUGUGUUUAUAAUUUUGUCACAGGUAUGAUCGGUGCAGUUGCUGUUUCGAUUGUUGAAAAAGCAAGUAGCAAAGAUACGGCGAAUACACUUUCAAUCAUUUUGUCAUUAUUAUUUCCCACUUAUAAUUUAAGUCUAUGCUUUUCGAAAGCUUACACAAACGAGCAUACGCAUGCAGCAUGCAAAAUAGUGGAUUGUUCAAUUGAUGAAAUUCGUAAGAUUGCAAAGGAAUGUUGUGGUAAUAGCGAUGAACGACUUUAUGUUGAUAAUAUGUUGAUAAGUACGGGUAAAAUGGGAAUGGCAUUAAUGAUUGUUUUUUUAAUUCUUCAUUCAAUCAUUUUUUGGCUUGCCAUUGCUGCAUCUGAAAUUAAUUUUAUUGCAAUUAUUAAACGAUUGUUGUUGAACAGAGAUGGUAAAAUAAGUAUUACUAAUAAGGUUAGUGGUUAA